CUAAGAUGGCCACGCUGCUCCGCAAGAUCGGGCUCAUCCGCCUGCACCGGGACACCGGCGACCCCAAGCACCACCGCGGCGGCGGCGGCGGCCAGCAGAGCGCGUCGCUGCGCGGCAAAGGCGGCGCCAAGAGCGGCCACAAGCAAGCGCCGCCGCAGCCCGGGGGCGCGGGCGACGCCAGCCCGGGGCCCGGCAAGGGCCGGCGCGCGGCGGAGCCGGCCCCGCGCGACAAGGCUGCGCCUCCGGCCGCGGGGGCGGCGGGCGCGGCGGGCGCGGCGGGCGCCGGGGGCCCCCGGGAGCGGGCGGCGGGCGCCAGGGCGGGGCCGGGGCCCGCGGCGGCGGCGGCGGCAGCGGCGGCGGCGGGCGGCUGCCCGGUGCCCGCGGCCCGCCAGCAGCACUGCACGCAGGUGCGCAGCCGGCGGCUCAUGAAGGAGCUGCAGGACAUCGCGCGCCUGAGCGACCGCUUCAUCUCGGUGGAGCUGGUGGACGAGAGCCUCUUCGACUGGAACGUGAAGCUGCACCAGGUGGACAAGGACUCGGUGCUGUGGCAGGACAUGAAGGAGACCAACACCGAGUUCAUCCUGCUCAACCUCACCUUCCCCGACAACUUCCCCUUCUCGCCGCCCUUCAUGCGGGUGCUCAGCCCGCGCCUGGAGAACGGCUACGUGCUGGACGGCGGCGCCAUCUGCAUGGAGCUGCUCACGCCGCGCGGCUGGUCCAGCGCCUACACCGUGGAGGCCGUCAUGCGCCAGUUCGCCGCCAGCUUGGUCAAGGGCCAGGGACGGAUCUGCAGAAAAGCCGGCAAGUCAAAAAAAUCCUUCAGUCGCAAGGAAGCCGAAGCUACCUUUAAGAGUUUGGUGAAGACUCACGAAAAAUACGGCUGGGUCACCCCGCCCGUGUCCGAUGGCUGAGGAGCCCCCAGCCUGCCGGCGAGCCGCCCGUCCACACAUCCACACCCAGCCACCUCCUCCAUGCCGCUCACCCUCCAUCCUUUUCUACUCCAGCCAGAACUGCGUCCUGAAUGCAAAGGACACCUUUAAGUUAUUUAUGAACCGAUGUGUUUACAGAGAGAACGAGGACGCACGCGCGGUCCGGGUCCGGAUUGGAUUUCCAUGCUAGGUGAUCGAUCAUCUCUAGAACAGGUGUGGCCAGGGUGCGGUUCCCAGCCGCCCACCCUCCACCCACCCUGCCCCGUUGCCCUUCGCUUCUCUCCACGACAGCAGCUCCAGCGAGUCGGCGGGAAUCUCACAACCCCUGCUUGCUCCAUCGCCGUGCCCUGGCGCCGUCCAGAUCUCCUGAGAGCGCUGUGCAUCCUGGGCACCGCUGGUCCCCAUGUGCUGUGCUCGGUGUCUGUUUCUCUUCCUGGCAGGUCAAUGUCACUUGAAGACAUGUCUUUCUUCCCGUGGCCUGGGGUCUGCUAGGAUGACAUUUAGACUUCAGUUGUGCUCUGCACUUUGGCUCAUGAAAACACAGAUCUAACAUUGCCAGAUCCUAGCGAUUUCAAAUUGACAACUGCCCGCUCGGUCAAACCGUGCUCUCUCGUGCUGAUUUUGUGGUGUGCUGCUGUUCUCAGCUAACUCAGUGCCAUUCGAUGAGAUUCAGGGGGUGCAGAGGCCCCAGGGGUGUGGGGGGGACAGGAUGUCCCCACGGGAUCAGAGGAGAAAAAACUUCAGAGAGUAGGAAAUGAUCCCACGAUGGCGCAUUUGUGUCCCUGCCUUCUCUCAACCAUCCAAAGCAAAAGACAAUUUCCCAUUCACUGCGGUCAUCUGACUCAUCACCUGUGCUUAGUGACAGGGAACACCAGAACUGCCAAGGACACCAAGUGACCCUACGAGGAUUUGCAUGACCGGGUCUGUUUCUUCACCCAGUAGUCUCUUGUGUGCCCCGAGGUCGAGAUAUGAGCACCCUCACUGUGUACAAUUCCUGUUAUUUAAUCUCUCCACUGUGUCAUUUUUCUCUUCUGUUAAGUUACCUAGACCUUUCUGAGAAACUCCAUGAAAUGAGGAAAUGCUGUUUAUAAUAACAUACAGAAAGAGGUAAAAUGUUCAUUCCAAGUGGGAAAAAAAUCUUAUUGGACACAUUUUAAAUAAAAUCAUGCAUACCUGA
Dipodomys spectabilis (banner-tailed kangaroo rat) is the source of this 2106-nucleotide messenger RNA. It is a transcript of the gene Ube2ql1, whose product is annotated as ubiquitin conjugating enzyme E2 Q family like 1. The transcript is spliced from 2 exons. The record is from RefSeq and is a predicted model, not a curated record. Lineage: Eukaryota; Metazoa; Chordata; Mammalia; Rodentia; Heteromyidae. The coding region runs from base 6 to 911 and encodes 301 amino acids.